Xiphophorus maculatus (southern platyfish) is the source of this 4427-nucleotide messenger RNA. RefSeq names its product EF-hand domain containing 2 (gene efhc2). Gene Ontology annotation, biological process: regulation of neuron projection development. Gene Ontology annotation, cellular component: microtubule. The record is from RefSeq and is a predicted model, not a curated record. The transcript has 15 exons. Lineage: Eukaryota; Metazoa; Chordata; Actinopteri; Cyprinodontiformes; Poeciliidae. Bases 539 to 2797 code for a protein of 752 amino acids.
GCAGUACUGAUGUUUUUGGUCCUUAGUGAACAUUAUGUGUUAUUUCUUUAAAGUUUAUUCAGCUCGUUUUCCGUGGUUGCAACUCACAUACUCUGCUGCUCUAACCACAAUAUUUCGUUACAGCUGUGCAUCUAUUGUAUAAAGGGUUUAUUGCCAGAGAGCAUCAUUGUAAACCAGAAGUAAUAUUUUCUUUAACCUUUUUGGGCUGAGUUUGCAUUGCAAAAGCUCUACAUAAGACACACAAAGCCACUAUUCUGAAAAGCAGAAACAUUCAAACUGACCGCUUUAGGCGAGUACAUAACAAUUAGCGUAAAAAGUCAAAAACAACCAACAUCCAACAAAUAAUUCACUAUGAUAAUGUCUGAUGGGUUGUUUUUUUUCGCUAAGUGCGUUCAUUUUAAAGGUAGGUGUUGUUUCGCCAUAUUUUCUCCCUAGCGUUGCUAGGAGACGCUCCAAACAAAAAGCGCUUCCUUGGCAACCUACACCAUUUGUAAAGUGAAGAUAAAGUGAAACGUUUUGAAGUCGUUUUUUUUUCAUAAUGGCUCUACCACUUAUGCCCGGAAACUCGCCCAAUGCCCAGCUAGGGAAGGAGAGAUUUCACAAAUCCCAGCAUUUCAUGGUUUACAGUGGAAGGAUGACGGUGGACCUGGAGAAGCCGGGUAUCGGAGGAGAGCCUUUAAUCGGCCAGAAGAAUCCACCAAAAUAUUCUGUCUAUCCCAAAGGAGAGGGCAGUGACCUGCCUUCCUGGGUUGCUUUUGACAAACAGACUCUUUGUUUUGAAGCUUACUUCAAGGAAACUGAAUUUGACGCAAAGGUCGAGACACACAGAAUCAGAAAGUGCAAGAUCUUCUUCUACUUGGAGGAUGACACCAUCCAGGUGAUAGAGCUGAGAUUCAAGAACAGCGGCCUCCCUCAAGGAACGCUCAUCCAUCGGCACCGCAUCCCUCUGCCUCCGCCCAACGACGACCAGUUCUACAACGUUUUCCAUUUCAACAUCAACAAAGACAUAGUGUUUUACUCUCGCACGUUCACAGUGACCGACUGUGACUUGUUCACAAAGAACUUCCUCUCUAAACUGGGUCUGUGGCUGAACGAGCCAGCCACGGUGCCGGAGGACCCUUACACCAACCUCCGCCAGCAGCACGAGGCGAGCAUGAAUCCUCUUCGUCCGUACGAAAGACUGCACCCGCUCAAGCAGUUCCUGGAGAAUGACGGUAAAACUCUGCGCUUCUACUGCCUCUGGGACGACACGGACAACUUGUUUGGAGAUCGGCGGGAACUCGUGCUUCACUACUACCUGGCUGAUGACACCGUUGAGAUCAUCGAGGUGAUCCCGCCAAACUCCGGAAGAGUGCACGUCUCCAAAUUCUUACGCCGCUGCAAACUACCUAAGAACGCUCCAGUGCAGAUGAAGCCCCCUGGAGCGGUCACAACCCGGACCGUCCUCAACGUGUUUGGCUCCAUGAAUGAAGGAAAGCACAUCGUACUGGACAGCUGUGACAUUAGAGCUGCCACUGAUGAGUUCUACAAAGACUCCGACCUGGCUAUAGGCAAAGAAAUAAACGUCUGGGGAAGACGAGUUCUCCUCACCGACUGUGAUGAAUUCACCAAAGCGUACUACCGCUUCAAAUACGGCAGAGAGGAUUUCACCCCAGUCCAACACAAAGCUCCUCCAGCCCCCAAACCGCCGAAGCCAGUGCCCCCCUACAAUGGCUUUGGCUCCGAGGAGGACUCGUUGGGCAAUUGCCAAGGCCUGCUGCCCAAACCCGUCCACAAGGACUUCAAAAAAUUCAUGGAGAAAGACAGCAGUGGCCUGAACAGUAAUGUGCUGAGUUUCAAGGCCAGGAUGAUCACCACGGAUCCAGUGCACAGAGAGCGGGUGUUCCUCAUUCGCUACUACCUGUCUGAUGACUCCAUAAGUGUGUUUGAACAGGAGCAGCAGAACUCAGGUGUAAUUGGAGGAAAGUUCCUGGAGCGCCAGCGGGUUAAGAAACCGGGGCAGGAGCUGUUCAAGAGCGAGCCGUCUGAAUACUUCAUGGCACAGGAUCUGUAUGUCGGAGGGUCCAUCUGCAUGAACGGAGUGCGCUUCCAGCUUGUGGACGCUGACGAUUACACACUCGGCUACAUGGAGCUGCAUUCAGACGAGUUCCCCAUAACCAACAUAGGCACCAUCUUCAGCAAACUGCGUUCCAUUUCCGAGGACAAACAGAAUGAGGUCAGGACGUUCCUGUCCAACAAUACCCCCAUCAACAGUGGCUUCGUCCACUUUGAGCCCUUCAGAGACUUAGUGAUGGGCCUGAACUGCGGCCUGACGGAGCAUGAGGCUCUGGCCCUGGCCCGGCGCUACUCGGACCACCCGGUGCCUAAAGAGGACGUGGCGGUGAUGCUUUCUGUGGCGCAGCACUACCUGAGGAGGAAACGGUUUGAGGACUACAAUCUCCUUUCAGCCAGAUUUGUGCACAGCGACAGGCAAAAAUCGGGACGUCUGCCAGCCGAAGAGGUGAGGAACAUCUGUAAAGCCUUCAUGCUUCCCAUCCCCGAGAGCCUGCAGCAAGCCCUCUUAACAGAGUAUACAGAUGGAGACGGGAUCGACUACCACGCCUUUGUCGCUGGAUUAAACUGGCUAGAGCACCCGGCACCGCCAGUGCUGGCCGACGACAUUUUAAAGUAUGAGGUCAACGCCAGGUUUGAUGGUGGUCGAUCUGCUCUGAAAAACAUCAACUGCUCCAAACUUGUGAAGGAAAUAUUCAGCUUUUCGCCCAACAGAGGUGAAGCAGAAGCCGCUGCCUCAACGUAGAUGCUUGGAGGGGAGGAAGUGGACUCUCAGACCAGCAGCCUGGAAUCAGCCAUUGUCUGCUGAUUAAAGAAUGUCACUUAUUCAGUUCCUUUGUUUUCAUCGUGCAUCUUGCUAAGGCACAGAGGAUGGGAGAAGUGUGAACACUGAGUGUUUGUUGUUUUGUGUGUUAGCUGUCUGGCAGGAAAAGGCCGUUGGUUCAGCACACUCCACUUAGCUGGAAAAUUGGUGCUUCAGGGAAGAAACCUGCUCAGAAACCAGAUGCUUUUGAUGUUUCCCCGCCCCCUGUGUGUGCUUACAAAUGAUAGUGUAAAUUCAAACAGCUGGUCUGAACAAUGUAGUCGUACCUUACAAAAGUAUUCAAGUCCACGGUGUUUGCGCAUCCUUAGCCUUAAAUUGAUGUAUGUGGAAGUAAGGCCUUAAAUUCUUUUUAGAGUGAGUUGGGUUAAUCACGGGUCUUACAUUUUGUUGUAGCUGAUCUAUUUAAUCUUGUAUCUAGGUUUGUUAGUUUUUUUUUUCUUGUGAGACUUUUCUGUCAGUUUUAAGCAUGCGCAGAAAUCUUCAGGGUUGUUCUCUGACUCAGUGCAGUCAGUAACUAGCUGCUAAUAUGCUCUUGCUAACUAGCUUUCUUUAUUGCAUCUUUCACGGGUAAGUGCAAAUUGUUUUUGCCACUGAUUCACUUCUGCUGCCAGCCCACAAGAGCCAGCAAGAUACUCCAUUCACCCCCUAUAUUUAUAGUUCUUUUUUCUUGUCUUAAAUUUCAUUCAAGCUGGCAUUAAAAGGUCUUAAAGAGUCUUAAAUUUGACCUGGUAAAACCUGCCUUUGGAUCUUUUUCACAUUUUUGUCACUUUUGUUGGUUUUGGGGAUUCAAAUGUGUGCAGAAUGUGAAGUAGAAGGAAAAUGAUUCACGGCUUUUUGAAUGAUUAGUAAAAAUCUGAAUCAGGUCAGUUGCAGGUCCUUUCAGGUAUGAUGCAACCAGCUUUGUGCAUAUUUAGACUGAUGUGAACUCAAGCCUCACCUUAUCCAUUUUAUUUAGGUCUGGACUUUGGUAAUUUAUGAAGCAUCAAUAUGCUUUGUUAAUAAAUUAUAAGGUCACUUUACAAAUAAGGUAAAAUUGUAUGUAUCUAGAAGGGAAUCACAAUGAACGGGCAGUUUAGAACAGAUGGGUUUUAAGUCUGAAUCUAAACAGGAAGAGUGGUGAUGUUCUGACAUUUGAUUUGAUUUUUUACUUUUAUUUUUGUUUUUGAUGUUCUGGUGGUAACAAAGGAGUUUUUAGGCUACAGAUUGGAUUACUCUUUGCCAGCCACAUACCACAUCACAACUAAGGCUUUAAAAAGGCCCAACAACCUGAUGAAGAAGGAUGUCUCUAUUCUGGGGACGACUGUGGAACCUCUAGAUAUGACAAAACAAAGAAGGAUUUUACAUAAAAUCAAGCAAAUUAUGGACAACCCUGAGCAUCCUCUUCAUAAGACUGUCAUGGAAAAACUGUGUCUUCAGUCAAAGGCUCCUUCAGUCAGAAGACCACAGCCAUUACCAUUACUAUCUACAACAACUCUUUGAGGAAUCUUGAAUGACUUGAGCCACAACACCAUGCAAUUUCCCUUUGGGAUCAAUAAAGUACUUUUGAAUUGAA